AUGGGUCACACGCCGAGCACGAUGAUUGGACCCAGCCUCCUGACGACGGUUGCUUCACCAGUGCGCCGGCCCUCUUUGGUCUCAAAUGCUGCUGCACAGCAACGGCACACUCUCGCUGCCCGCCAGGCACGGUGCCAUGUCAGUCCGCUGACUGCAGCUGUAUUUCCUCUGCUCUGUGCAUCAGGUGCUGGAGCCUCUCGUUGCUCACGAGGUCCACGGCUGCAGCGGCGCUGCACAAGGACUGCCCAGGCGCCUUUGAGCGUGGAGGAGGCUGCCAAGCAGGUGAAGGGGCUGCACCUGUACCCGGACUUCCUGAGUGAAGCAGAGGGACGGGAGCUCGCAGACUUUUUGGACCAGGGCGAGCCGGAGUGGAGCCAAGAACAGUUCGGAGUUCCAACCCUCUACCGGGUGAAGCACUUCGGUGUCCUUGGCUCGCUGAGACCACGAAUGGUGCGCCUUCCCGAUCCAAAGCUUGGCGAAGUGGAUCUGCCAUGCGACGGCAUCCUCGGGCUUGUGUCGCAGAGGCUUUCACAACAAGGCUUGCCAUGGAGCGGCUGCCUCAAGGGAUUCGUGCCGAAUGAGGCAAAUGUCAACGACUACAGCCGUGAUGACUCCAGGCUGCUGCUUCACUGGGACGAUCGCGGCCUUUAUGAAGAAUGUGUCUGCUCAGUCACCGUCAUGGGGGACUGUGUGAUGACUUUCCAGAUGGGAGGGAGGUCCAACCUGAGCGCACCCUCAUCGAAGACUACAGGUGCCGAUGCGCCUGUGGUACGUGUGGCCAUACCUCCGCGAUCACUGCUGGUGCUGCGUGGUUCUGCACGCUACGAGUGGCAGCAUGGAAUUCCGGAGCCUGAAGAUUUCCUAUCAGACCGGCGCAUGGCUAUCAUCUUCCGGCGAGUGAAAGGUGUGCCUCAGGCUGUCAAAGCUUCCCGAGACUCGGACUCGCUGGCUGAAAAGCCGGCGGAGGCAGGCGGCCGAAGGAGACCCGAUGCGGCGCCCUGCCACGCCAUGGUCAUCAGCACGAACUGGCCGGAUCCGGACGUGUCUGCUGCAGGGCGCGUGACGGCUGGCCGGCUUCACCUACUACGCAGCUUCUGCAGCCUCGAAUCUGGCAAUCCGGUCUCUUUUGCAUCGCCGGCGCGUCCGGGCAAUUCUCAGGGAAAGCUGUCUGCCGCGAACGAGGUGAAGUGUUUCCGCAUCAAGAGCAACGAUGAGGCUUCCGUAGUGGCGGCUCUUGAGUCUUCUGGAGAUCCGGAGCUCGUUGUCUUCGAUGGCUUCAAUGCUGAAGAGAGGUUUGGGCACUACGUUCGGAAAAGGCAACCUGAUGCCAUGCGCGUCCUGGACAUGCAGGACUUCCAUGCUCUUCGACUCGGUCGGGAACGGCUCAUUGCAGGAGGUGCAGAUGCCGGCGCGAUUGCCUCCUACCGUCCGAAGGCCUCCGACGAGGACUUGCAGCGUGAGCUGGCUUCUAUCCAUCGAUGUGAUGCCAUUCUGGCCAUCUCGGAAGAUGAGCGGGCUCUGCUAGUGGAGACCUAUGGGGUGCCAAGAUGGAAGGUCACUGCGGCACCUUUCGGCUUUGCUCGGCCUUCUCGGGUGCUGCCCAGCUAUCAACGUCGCCAGGGCGCCAUGUUCAUCGGGAACUGGCGCCACAGGCCGAAUCGGGACUGUGCGAAGUGGCUCAUCCAAGAGGUCUGGCCAUUGGUGCGCCAACGGCUGCCCGAUCUGGAACUGAGUGUCUAUGGCGCCAAUCAGACUCCAGAAGAUGCUGCCCUCACUCAAGAGAGCCUCGGUGCUUACGUACGUGGCUACUGCCGCUCUGUGAAGAAAGCUAUGCAGCAACAUCACCUGCUGGUAGCGCCGCUGCGUUACGGCGCCGGUGUGAAGGGGAAGGUCCUGGAGGCAAUGCAGCAUGGCCUGGUGGUGGUCACCACCCCUGUAGGCGUGGAAGGCAUCGCUGCACCCGAUGAUUUCCCGGGCUAUGUGGUGGAAACUGGAGGGGAGGACGCGGAGGCAUUCGCCGAGGGCAUCGUGAAAGCCUUGAGGGACCCGGCCCAAUGGGAGGUGCAGCAGCAACGUGCGGCAGCGCUUCUUGCGGAACGGUUUGAUGAGAACCGCCUGGAGGAGAAGUUGAGGGACUUUCUCAGCGAGCGGUGGCAGCAACUCGAAACCGACCGCCAGCGUGAUUACGUCGGGCAAAUGCUUUGGCACAGCUCGCUACGCUCCACCGAGCUGAUGGCAAAGUACAUUGCCACGAAAGAGCAGGCGAGAAGCUUGCAGCAAUCCUUGGACCAAGCAGGAACGACAUGA
Symbiodinium necroappetens is the source of this 2307-nucleotide messenger RNA. NCBI's taxonomy places the organism in Eukaryota, Dinophyceae, Suessiales, Symbiodiniaceae. The record is from the annotation of a GenBank genome assembly.